Messenger RNA from Aspergillus fijiensis CBS 313.89, 851 nucleotides. RefSeq names its product V-type proton ATPase subunit E. Gene Ontology annotation, biological process: vacuolar acidification; proton transmembrane transport. The transcript has 4 exons. The record is from RefSeq and is a predicted model, not a curated record. Gene Ontology annotation, cellular component: vacuolar proton-transporting V-type ATPase, V0 domain. The coding region runs from base 236 to 463 and encodes 75 amino acids. Gene Ontology annotation, molecular function: proton-transporting ATPase activity, rotational mechanism. NCBI's taxonomy places the organism in Eukaryota, Fungi, Ascomycota, Eurotiomycetes, Eurotiales, Aspergillaceae.
CAACCACUCGCCAGCAGCCCUCACCCACAAUCAAUCUAUCUUCAAAAACCACCACGAGACAAAAGGAGAAAAGCACACAGUUAGGCUGGCCCUACGCUGUACGGAACAAUAAUUGUACUUCCUUCCACCACCACAAAGCGUAUCUGCCAAUCGGGACCUGGUGCUUACACCCUCGCCACAGACCUUCUCCUCGACCUCCGCAAGACAACUCAUAUCCGAAGCAAUUAUAGUCAAGAUGGCGAACGGAUGGAGCAUCAUCAUCGGCCUCAUCGUCGUCGUCAUCGCCUCUGUCUUGGCGUGGAUCUUCAGCCCCAAGGGCGAGAAUCAGACUGUGUUCAGAAGUACCCUGAUCUUAUCCUUCGUAUGCUGUUAUCUGAUGUGGGCGAUCACGUUCCUCGCGCAGUGGCAUCCGCUCAUCACGCCUAAGAGGUCGGAUAUUCGGCCUGAUCGGGUGCCUGAGUAAAUCCCUCUUGGACUUGCGAUCUUGUUUUUGUGUUGAAGGGGUGUAAGCUCGGGAUGUGAGGCCUUUGUAUGAUGUGUGUCGAGGUGGAUCGGCAGGGUGGGUGCCUAGAAGUGUUGGUGAUAUGCUACGUACGGGCCCGUCUUGGCUUGGUUGGCCGGGAGGGUUGGAUGGGAUUAUACCCCCGUGGAUUCUGCAAGGGAUUUUCUCAUGUUUCUCGAACGUUCUGUAUAGUUGGUUUUGUUUGUUGGCACGGGCGAAGGUUGUUUUGAGUUAUGCGGAUUCGCGAAUUGCAUCAUGAUUGUAUCCUACAUUUUUCUUCUCUUGGGAGGGGGGGAGUUAUAUGUAUGUUGCGUAUACGGAGGUGGAGGUAGAGGAGCUAAAAGAUAAG